CCUGUGCUUGCUUUCUGAUGCUAGAAAGAAUGGAAAUGGUGGUUGAAGGCGAAGCAGGGAUGAGAGCCGCAGUAGUAGUAUACUAUCUCUCCCGAAAUGGCCAGCUGGAGCAUCCACAUCUCAUGGAGGUUCCAUUCUCUUCUUCUACACUCUUGUCUCUCAAAGAUGUGCUAAACAGAUUGACUUAUCUUCGUGGAGAAGGAAUGCGCAACAUGUAUUCUUGGUCCUCAAAAAGGAGUUACAGAAACGGAUUUGUGUGGCAAGAUUUGACAGAGAACGAUUUCAUUUACCCGACUAACGGUCACGAUGAGUAUGUUCUCAAAGGAACGCUACUCAUUCAACCUUCUCACACUCUCACCUCCUUUGACGACACGUUAAGCUCCGAUGCCGAUCAUGCAGACUCGUCGUCUUCAUCCACCACCGCCGUCAAGGUUUACACGGCAAACGCAUGCACCAAUGCUGCUAACGCUUCCACUCAGACCGACAACAAGAACCAACUUGAUACGGUGAGUGAUAAUAAUGACGGAAUUUCAAUUUCAACUUCUUGUUCUGGAUCUGGAUCUGGUGAUAUAAGAAACCAGAAGAUGGAGAUUGAUCGGCCUAGUGGGAGGAUCAAGGCUUCUGCUUCUGCACUUGUCAUGCAUUUCAUCAGGUGUCGAUCUUCUUCAAUGGAUUAUGCCAAUUAAGGCCCAAAUCACAGACCUUCUCAAGGCCCAACUCAUACUCUUAUGUUAAGCCCAAUUACGAAUGUAACGUAACCGUCUGUGAUGUGAUGCCCUCUAAAGUGUGUUUAUUCAAUUAUUACAUCACCAAAGCCAAAACCUUAUAUUAUACAACGCCACCUUCACAUUCA
Messenger RNA from Arachis stenosperma, 853 nucleotides. Its product is annotated as protein SOSEKI 4-like. The transcript is spliced from 3 exons. Lineage: Eukaryota; Viridiplantae; Streptophyta; Magnoliopsida; Fabales; Fabaceae. The record is from RefSeq and is a predicted model, not a curated record. Bases 18 to 686 code for a protein of 222 amino acids.